ACCUGUGGCCUGUGACUCUUCCGGUUUUUGAAUGAUUCUUUCGAUGAGGUUGACUAACACCAUCAGAAAAUACAGAUAUUUAUAUUAUGAUUCAUAACAGUAGCAAAAUUAUAGUUAUAAAGUAGUACCAAAAUUAAUUUUUUGGUUGGGGGUGGGUCACCACAACACGAAGAACUGUAUUAACGGGUCACAGUAUUAUGAAGGUUGAGAACCACUGGCCUAGAGUCACACACAAGGUAGUGUCUGUUGAAGAGCUACCUAGGUCAAUUGGCCUGUGGGACCACUGUCUGAAUUCCUAAUCAAGUGAGAAGAUGUAGACUGUUGUGGGUGGCACCAUUCCCUGCACACGUUGUCCUGAUCUCCAAAGGACAGGGGAGAGCUAGGUCGAGCAAGCUGGUAGCAUGGGUGCAGCCAUUUCUCUCUGUUCUUGACUAGGAAUGUGGUGUAAUUAGCUGUUUGGAAAUCUGGCCUUUACUUCCUUACAAUGAUGGUCUUUAAUCAAGAAGUGUAAUACAAAAUAAACUCCAUGGUUCCUAAAUUGAUUCUGCUAGGUAUUUUAUCACAGCUACAGAAAUGACACUAGAAAUGCCCCAAACAAGAACAAUCACAUGGUUAUGCCAGUGGACCCAGAGAUGUCAAUGUGACCGUGACCUUGCUGGGAUGUUUUGUUUGUUUGAUUUUUGAGGAAUGUGGAAGACUGUGGGGUAGGAAAGUGACUGCAUGCUGUAAAGAUGGCUUAACGGGCAGUCCUAUACAGGCUUGGAAGGACUGAGAACAGUGUGGACUGUGAAGGCGCAGCUCCACAGGAAGACAACAUUAGCAACCCGUGUACAGGAAGUCUAAUCCAGCAACAUGACUGCUCUCUCUGGCAAGGGAUCGCAUCCAAAGGCCUUCUAGGUCUAUGGGAUCCAGAUGGAUUGACACACUUUUAAUGCUUCUGGAUGGAAUAUAGGCACACACUUAGUGCACACAUUUAAUCCCAAACAAUGAAGGUAAAGUGAGUUUGUAGAAGGAAGCAGUCAUGUUGGAAAGCAGCAUCUAAUUUGAGAAAAGACAAAGUGACGAUGUCACAUGGAAUGUUGAGACCUAAGUGAAAUGUUAAAACCUAGGUAACACUUACCUGGCUAGCCGUUCAUGAUAAAAACAAAAAACUUUCUCAUGUGUUUCUGUUAUUACUAGGAAAUUUUCUAAUGGCAAGAUCGAUUACAUAUUCUGUUCUGUUCAGUGCCCUUGGAAACAACCAUGAUACAAGUCAGUAGAACUAUUUUGUAUAGUUACACACGAUAAGCUUGGACAUGAACCAACCACCCACCAGCACUUCCUGCACCUGUGUAUAAGCUUUCAUGGUAUAAGCUGCCCCUGGGAUGGACAUCAACAUAAGAGAAACACCUGCACCAACAUAAGAGACAAUUUGAUAUGAGACUUCCAUUUUGAGUAGUGGUCAAGUAAAGUUUAAGUUCCCAAGACCUCCCUGCGAACUCACAUUAUACUUGGCAGGAAGACACAUGUAUGUGGGUAAUUGAAUCUUGGUUGGCAAGUUAAGACACGAAUGCUAGACAAGUCCCAUCCUGGUAGACAACUUAGGACAUGAAUACUAGACAAGGCAAGUCCCCAGCCACUGUUGAAUUUCCCAGGCAACGAGAACAGGAUAAAUGUACAAAAGAGAAAUGUUCCUAAGGAAAUCCCCUAUCCCUAAAUCCUGAUUGGUGGGAUAACUUGACACAUGUGUUUGUAGAUUUGAGGCGUAUAAAAGGGAUCAUGGUCCAGCUUCUGAAUUAGACAAUGACCCUGAUGGACUAGUCCUGGGGCUUAUGCUUAAUAAACUAUCCCUGUCUGACUGAGAUUGGUGUCCGUGUAGUUCCGUGACAAUUACUAGACCCCAACAGAAAAGAGUUUGAGUCUGAACCGUUGAGUUGAAUCAGCCAGCCAGAGUUCAGAGAGAUCGUAAAAAAGUAAGCUUAUCCAGCAGUAAGCCUCUGAAAGAUCAGUUAUAUCUGGUGAACAAAAGUUAAUUUUACAAACCAGGCUAGAGACAAUUCGUGUCAUAGUAUCGGGAGAAAGGUUGCUUUCUAUCCUCAGCUGAGGCUAAAUUGAAGGGUUUUGGACUAGAGUUUUCAUAGAGUUUAAUAAUGACUUUGUUGUGUGGUUCUCAGUGAUAAUCAUUAGCAGGUAUUCAGUGAAAAAAGAGCAAGUGGGGCAAAAAGAAAUAUAAAAUGUAUACUUUGAGGAAGAAAAGAGCACAGGAAGUUUGAUGUUGUAGCCUUGGUGCCUAAAAGGAUAAAGAGAAAUGGAUGAAAGGGAGUUGUGCCCUCAGGAUGAGACCUUUUACCCAAACUAAUUCUGCAACUUAUGAAAAGAGCUAAAGAAUUCUCUGUUCCCGGGGCUCAAAAAGACUGACCACCAGCCAGAGAGCAUGCAGAAGCUGGACCUAGGAUCCCUACACAUUUGUAACAGAUGUGGGGUGUGGUCUUCAUGUGGGUCCACUAACAAUUGACACAGGGGCUGUCACAGAUUCUAUUGCCUACAGUUGGAUCCCUUUCCCCUAGGUGGACCAUCUAAUUGGACCUCAGUGGGCGAGCAUGUGUCUAGUCCUUCUGGAACUAGAUGUCCUGAGGUGGGAUGGUACCCAGGGAGGGCCUCCUCUUCUCUGAGGAGCAUGAAAGGGAUUAAUGGAGAAAGAGGGAUUUGUGAGGGCAUGACUGGGAAGAUAAGAGAAAGGGGGGCUGUGAUCAGAAUGCACAGUGAACAAACAAAAUAUUGAGGGGGAAAGACCGAAUUACCUGAUUUCAAAGAGCAUCAGGAAACCAAAGUUUAUACAAGUGAGAUUCAAGGACAGUCUUGGUUCUAUCCAAAGCAGGCAGAAGAACAUGGCCUCAUUGGCCGUGUAAUUCUUGCUUUAAAACCAUGAAGGAUACAUGAGUAACGGGGCUGUGGAAUCACCCUCUGAGGUUAAAGAAAGGUGUAGGGACAACCCCACAUGGAGGCACCAAGAAGCCAUUGCAGGAAGCUAUGAGGCUUAUGCCUGGUUUGUGUUGAGGAUCCUGAGAGUUGAAGGCCAGAGUUAAGGAAUACUUGCCCCUGGAGGGCUGUACGCAGGGUAUGGAAUCAACACAAGGGGGAUAAUUGCAUUGCAGUAAAAAAGCUGGAAGGCGUGGGAGAGCUGAAGAGCCUUGUGCCGUCACACAUGGACAUGCAGUUUAGCAUCUGCUAGAUUGGCUUCGGUCCCACCUUGAUCUCGUAUUUCCUCACUGUGCCCUCUUUCUUUGCUUUCAGAAUGGAAACACGUACUCUGCACCACUGUAUGUCGAAACACGUAACUGUGGUUUUAUAAGGGUUGCAGUGAAGAGAUUGUCAUGAGUCUCAGAAGAGACUUUGAACUUUGAACAAUAGUCAGACUGUGAAAGUCUAUGGAGACUUUUAAGUUUGACUAAGUAUACAGUGGGUUAGCCUAAUGCUGCCUGUAUUCUAACCCUAAUUUAAGCCCCCUAUACUUGCUGUCACAAGAGAUGGCAUCUGCAGGAAAGACCUAAGAUGCUGAGUGACCCUGCACCCACACUACUUCUGAUGGGGAUAUAAAGGUGCUAACAGUUUAGGUUUCAUAGGCCUGGGCUCCAAGAACGAACAUAAGGGAAGAGGAGUGGAGAACUCAGAGGGAGGAGCCGCCAUGAGUGAGGUGAGCUAUGUGAAUGUGGCCCUGAGGGCUGGUCAAUUGGAGUUAAGAGCAGCCCAGAUGAAAUAUAGUAAAUAGUAAUAAUAUCGAUAGGAAAGUAGAUUCAAACAGCAUGGAGGGCAGACCUCAUCUACCCAGCUCUUAUGUUAAUGCUUAUUAUAAAUAUAAACAUUGUGUAUUUCUCCCGAAAAUUCACAUACCAAAGGAGGGGUAGAAACAAAGGCCAGGAUGUAAAUAAUUUCCACAACAUGAGGGCAUUUUAUGAUAGAGCUGUAAGCCUAUGGAGGGACAAAGGGGAAUGUGGGGGUUUGAAUGAACUCCCAAAGGCUCAUCUGUCUGAAUGUUUACUUCCCAGUUGGUGGAACAGUUUGGGAAGGAUUAGGAGGUGUGUCACUGGGGGUGUUUUUGUGGUUUCAAAAGCCCACAGAAUGUGGACAAGCCCUUCCCUUGGAAUGAGGGGGUGGGGACAGAAGGUGAGCAGGCCUCUCUCGGUGGAUAGAGAGAAACAGAAAGUGGGCAAGACUGUCUUUGACAGGGUAUGCAGGUGGAAACAGAGCUAUGAAAAGCUGUGGAGGACAGAAGACCUGUGGAGGCUGAUAGAUGGAGGACAAGGAAGAGAGAUGGAGAAUAGGGAGAUUGGUGGUCCCCACUUCCCAUUACCCCUCCCCCAAUCUCAGGGGCCCUUUGUGACAGGGACCCAGGAGCUCUGUGAUGUAGGCCUGGGAGCAGCUGCUACCACCCAGAGAGAACCAUCAGAGAUCAGUUGCCUGAGGGCAACAGUGUGAUUCAGUCAGAGAACCUUCUCUCCCUGAUGCAGCCUGAAGGAAUGACAAAUUAAAACAUUCGCUCAGGCAUCCAGUAACAAGGCCACGCACUACCUUCACGGAGUGCCAGGCACUUGUAGGGCACGACGGUGCCAUGGAACUACCUUCACUUCCGUUUCCUCCAACCGAAUGGAUCAGCCUCAGCUUCACGACGUGGGCAAUGGACAUGAUCCUGGCCUUCGCCUGUGGACUGGGCCUCUUCCACCUGUGGAUACAUUUCUUCCCACUCACCUCACCCUAACCUGCAGAGGGCGCCUCCACCACCACCAAAAGGGUAAGACUGCCUUCCAUCCACACCAACACAGCCUUCUCUAUUAGGGAAACACUUUCCAAAUCCAAUAGGGAGGUGGCUGACAGGGCAUCUCAGCAGACGGGAACCACAUCCGCAUGAGAACUCACGGGUAGGACGGGGAGAGAGGGCUGCGUGAUAUCUGCUCUCAGACCUCCUAGAGCAGAAAGAAGCACUAUGUCUCAGUGGUCACGGAACUGUGGACCUGGGAUGGAUAGGCUCCACUAAGAAACGUUCUGAACACUGGUUCCUCUGUCCCCCUCCUCACAUUAAUGCUCACACAACAUUGUCUUGGUCAGCUGAGCUCAUGUGAAGAGGGUGAUGCACUCCUGGACAUAGGAUCAGGACUUGAGUCACAUCUGGCCUCAGGAAAUGACAAGGCAGUUCGGAGCUGAGCUUCAGCUUACUGAGGUGAAAGAACACUGACCAAUGACAUCCGUAGUGGGUCUCACGGAGACCGUCCACACUUGGGAUUUUCAAGGGAAAAGAAUACAGACUUACCCCUCAUCACAGGGGUGUGAAUGGGGCUGCAGGUGGUGUCUGUUAUCUCUGUCUAUUAGGUGGUGAAGAGGGACCACAACAAGGCCAGGAAGAAAAUCAGGACCUUGAAAGGUAGGCUCCUUCCUUCCCCUGGACAGGUGACUUCAUCUACCCUGUCCCCAAGGGAUGACACCAAAUGAGUUGCAGACCAUGCGGCUGUGGCUGCAUGGAAGGAAUCAGAAGUGAAGACAUUGCCGAGGUGCUGUGCUCAGAAUAAAGCCAGGGACAACCAUGGUUGGCUGCAGUCAGGAGGGUGGUGUGGGUAGGACCAGAAACAUGCUGCAUGCGUCUGCAGGCAAAUGGGUUAUUUCACUUCUCUAAGACACUUUCCUCUUCCACUACACUGGACCUCCCUCCUCUCCACAGGGACAUUAUGAAGUCCAUGGAGCUCGGCGGAAAUGGAAGCCUCCGGUCUAUGGUCAGGUCCUAUCCCACAUGUGCCCAGCACUUAGUGCUUUGGGGCCUGUGGCCUUCUUCAGCAAAGCUUGAGCUCCUGUUUAGUUGAUCAUUUCCACAGAAGGGACAUUGCAUUCAGGCUCCGGUAGGCUCUCAGUUCUCUCCUUUACCCACAAUCACCCCAUCUGUAUUUCUAGCUUACAGAGGCUACAGCAGGAAGAGAGGGAAGGAUGACAGGGGCCUGCUUUCGCUUCCUGACUCCUCAAUCCCACGCCUGUGAGGAGAUCACUCGGGACAAAGGGCAAGGGCUGACCAUGGGACCAGGGGCCCUCUGGGAAGGUGGGGUGCGUGCACAGCGCUACUGUUUAAUUCAAGUGUGGAGCUGUGGCUGCAGGUGGCCUUUCCUGCUCAGCCUGUCCACCUCCUGCUGCCGAAUGCUCCAAGCUGCAACCUUAUGUCCUGUCUCCUGCAGCCUGCUUACUGACACCAUCAGCUUUUGCCAGCUCUUAAGAAGAGAUGCCUCGGCUCAAGGAUCCAGACCAGAAGCUGCCGAAGACCACCAGCCACCUAGGCAUUCCACAGAGCAGUCUAUGGCCAACUUGCCUCUAGUGGCCUCCUUCCCUCUGGUCAAGGAACACUUGCUGCACAAAGAUUCAACUUUGUCACCUACCCUGCUAAAUUCCCUUACUUGUAAGGAAUCACAAACACUUACAUGUGAUUCUACCCCACCAGUGACGACAAUGCCAAAAAUGCAUCCUUUACCACGACCAUGUGGACCAACCUCCCCAUCCUGUCCUCAAGAUCCAGUGUUCUGCUCUCCGUCCGAGACAGACCAAAGCAUGACUCCUCCUCCUUCUCCUCCUCUUCCUUUUCCUCUGAUCUCUCUUCCUCCUCCUCCUCCUCCUCUAUCCCUUCCUCCCUCUCUUCCUCCUCCUCUUUCCCUUCCUCCCUCUCUUCCUCCUCCUCCUCUUUCCCUUCCUCCCUCUCUUCCUCUUCCUCCUCCUCUUCCUCCUCCUCCCAUUCCUCUUUUUCCUCCUCUUUCUCUUCCUCCUCCACCUCUUCCUCUUCCUUCUCCUUCUCCAACUCCUCCUCCUCCUCCUCCUCCUCCUCCUCCUCGAUGUGAGUGGAAAACACAACUAGUGACCUCACGAAGCACAUCUCCUCCAGCUUUGCCUUGUCCCAUGGCAAGCCCCCCAGGCCUUGAGCACUCAAACAUGUCUCCUUCAAGCUCUUCCUGGUACAAGGCGGCUGCCAGGACCUGGUGUCAUUCUAAGUGGUCACAGGAUGAGACCCUGCAAGAGGAUCUCCAUUUCAGCUUCCAAGAGGCCUCAUUGUGGACAGACCCUGGAUACAGGCAGAUAGAGGCUGGAGAACCCCCGUUCAUCAAGCCUGAUGUGCAGAAGAUACUGGAGCUGCAGAUUAGCAAGAGGGUAGAACUGAAGCUCUGGAAAGAGCAAGGAAGGGAGAGCUUUGACCACGCCUUGAGCUGUGUGGGUGAUAUGCUGCAGUCCUGGAGCAGCGAGCAGGCCAUCACCUGCAAGUCAGAGCAGCUCUCAGGUCUCCAUCAGCUCUUUUCCCCCAGGGUCUUAUGGAACAAGUCUCAGAAGGACUGCAGGCAGCUUUACUGGGGCCUCCCCUUUCUUCACAGUGAGUCCCUUAUGGCUACUGUCAGCAUGGUGGGCUCACCACUCGACUCCCCUGCCAUCUUUUUCAAUGAACUCUCUCCUUACAACUUAAGACAAGCUGAGAGGAAUGCAGCUCCACUGCUCUUCUCUCCAAAGCCCUUGCUUCAACACUUGGUCCCUUCCAAUCCUUUGACUACAAAUGUGCCAUGCCCCCGUUCUCCACCAGGGUCUGGAGUCAAAACCCUGGCCCCUGACCCAACCUCCCUCCCAAGCCUACAACCCAAUCCACCUCCAACUAGGGAUUCCAGGGCUUCCUGCCCCAUAGAUUCAAAAUCCCAACUUAUUUUCCCAAUUGCUGUUCAACACCUAGAUCAGCACCUUUUGAAGAAGAACCAAGAAAGUAGGAGCGAUUUACCUAGUGUAGUGAAAAUGUCACAGGAAGUCUCUCAUCAACUCAUUUCCACCAGUUUAGCUUCCCAGGGACAAGACUCUGUUCUCCACCUCCUGAAGGAAUUCACUGACCCCCAGCUCAAAGAGCACCUAGAGCAACACUUAAAAACCAGGUUCUGGAAACAUGAGGACCAAAAGAUCCAGCUAUCUACUUAUCUCAUGAAGUCUGAGGACAAACUCCCAGGGAUGGGUCAUGCAGAAGAUAAUCGAGGGACUUCAUGUUCCUCAGCACUGGCAGGAAAAAGCAGCCCGCAUGCACAGAGGGUCUCAGCAAAAGGUCCAGAGAUACUCCAGACAGGGAAGGACCCAUGCUGCGAUCUGACAAACAGUCCAGGAAGACCUCUGAGAGAUACUGAUGGGAUCACAGAGGGAUCACUGGGCACAGUUCUAGACUCGAUCGCUGUGACAGAGGUGGAGAACUCUGUGAGACAGCCAAGAAGCAACUCAGCAGGUCACCAGCCAGGAGGACCAGGAGAGCAGCAGCUACAAGACACACUGAGGAACCACUUCAGUGAGCACAGCCAUGACAAUGACAGUAUGGUGCCUGUGGGCACUUGCCCUGGAAUUCCGGAGGACCACAUGGUGGUCCGUCGUGAAAACUCAGAGACCCAUUUGGACAACUCAGAAAUUGAAAAACCAGAAACAAAUAUCAAAACGGAGAAGCAGAAGUCGUUGAAUGAUGGGUCCAACUUCAAAGAUACUUCUCCUGGGCUUCCCUUGCUAGAUCCUGACGUCCAGCAGGUGCUGGAAACUCAUCUUUCAAGACACCUGGUGAGGCACAGAUGGAUCUUGCCCCUCAGAGGCCUCAGGGCCCUACAACUCUUCAAGGUGAACAAGGCUGUAGCUUUGUCACUUCCUCAACCCCCAAGUCCCUCUCAGACAUCUUUGAAAUCUAGGGAUGACUCUGUUACAAAAAUUGCUGCUGUCCUGGGAGACCCUUUUCAGAAAGGUUCAGAAGGAGAUCUGAAAAGAAAAACAGUUUUCCAGAGUCAAACCCCUCCCUCUGCCCUCAACCUUGAAUUUCCAAGUUGUUGACAAAUUAUGCCCCUCUGAGUCCCCUACAAAUGUCCAGAAGAGCAGAGUGGCUUCCUUGUACAGGACACGCAGCCUUGUAGUCAGAGACCGGCACAGCGACACAGUUCUAGGACCUUGGAAUGACAACCCAGUGCCAGGUCCAAACCUACUCAAGAGUGACCAUGCCUCACAGGAGAGUGAGGGUGCAGAUUUAGACCUCUCCCAUGGGCUGUCAGUUCAGGGGACCAUUGUAGACGCCUGCCCAACAACUAGCAGAGAUAAAAGGGAGCUGGAGGAGGAGGGGUCCUGUGACUGGGCUCUCAAUGCAGAAGCCAGGGAAGUGUCACCCACUCAGAGUAAAGAACAUCUGAAAGGUAUAGAAUCCCUGAAAGUCAAUGAAAAACAGUCCCCUUCCAGAGCCAUUUCCAAGGAGCCAGAAGAUUCUGUUACUGCUGUCUUCCUGCAGGACUGUACCACUGGCAUGAUCUUUCAAGACUGUGGCCCAGAGGUCCUGCUGGACGCAGAUCUCCUAGCCUCUCAGGCCUCACAGUCAGGCUUCAGGACUAGGUCCACUACCAGCAAAACAUCCUCCAGGGACAUGUACCAAGAGGAGGGAAUGUGCCCAAGAAUAUUAAAUCUGAAGAACCAUGGACUAGCCAUAUCUAUGAUCUAACUAAAUACAAAGAGGGCUUUAGGGGCCCCAGGCAAGAUAGACACCUUUCACAGACAAGACCUGCCCAAGCCUGCUGGUCAGAUACUCGUGAAAACAAUUCCUCCCCUCUACCAGAAAAAACAUUUGGGGACAGGAUAAAAAGUUUUAUGACACACAUUAUGUCAAGUAAAAGUAAAGUGCAGGAGAACUUCCUGCACAAACACAAGGCGAGGCCUUAAGUCAAGGCUCAGUCAUGAGCAGGGUGUUUCUGCCCCCACAGGUAGCUGAGGCUCAGGACUUCACGAUCUCGGUCAGGCCUAUUCUCCAGGAGAAAGUGGGGGUUGGCCAUGCUAGGACAGCCUCAAAGAAAAGUUUGCACAAAGACCCACCCCAGGCUCCUAUGGGCAGGCAUGUCUGCCUCCACAGGACUGCCACUGCAGAAAGACACGAAACACAAGGAAACACUCCCAAGGUACACAGCCAACCUUCCACAGACAAAUGGAUGGGACUACACCUGCCAGGCCCAGCUGCUCAGAGAGUCUGUGAUCAGAACUCAACCCAGCACAGGUUACAGCCACCAUGUUUCCCAGGCACCCCGGUCUACUCUCCCUGGCACUGCCUGUGCAGAAGUGAGCUGUCUAGAAAAGCAAAAGCUUUUCUACACCUAUCUGGAUAGGAAAUUUCCCCAUGAAAAACUAGUUUUUUCAAAAACAAAAACAAAAAAAUAAAACCAUGGUGUCCGA
Rattus norvegicus (Norway rat) is the source of this 10203-nucleotide messenger RNA. NCBI's taxonomy places the organism in Eukaryota, Metazoa, Chordata, Mammalia, Rodentia, Muridae. The record is from RefSeq and is a predicted model, not a curated record.